This is a messenger RNA of Candoia aspera, 1893 nucleotides long. It is a transcript of the gene GJB1, whose product is annotated as gap junction protein beta 1. Gene Ontology annotation, cellular component: connexin complex. The transcript has 2 exons. Bases 135 to 974 code for a protein of 279 amino acids. Lineage: Eukaryota; Metazoa; Chordata; Lepidosauria; Squamata; Candoiidae. Gene Ontology annotation, molecular function: gap junction channel activity. Gene Ontology annotation, biological process: cell-cell signaling. The record is from RefSeq and is a predicted model, not a curated record.
AUUUCCAACACUGAAAAGUGGGCGGGCCAGCCUCGCGGUAUAAAGGCCCCCGUCUGCUUGGCAUAACCCUCCCAAAUCGAGGCUCCCCUGGGCUGCUGAGCCCUGUCCUGCUUCUGCCACAGGGGUGAGGAACGAUGAAGUGGGAAGGCUUCUAUGCCCUAGUCAUUGGCGUAAACCGCCACUCCACGUCCAUUGGCCGCAUCUGGCUCUCCGUGGUGUUUAUUUUCCGCAUCAUGGUGCUUGUGGUAGCCGCUGAAAGCGUCUGGGGCGAUGAGCAGUCCUCUUUCACCUGCAACACGCAGCAGCCCGGCUGCAAGAACGUCUGUUACGAUUACUAUUUCCCCAUCUCUCACAUCCGACUGUGGGCGCUGCAGCUUAUCCUGGUGACCACACCAGCCCUGCUUGUGGCCAUGCACGUGGCGUAUCAGCAGCACCAAGAAAAGAAGCUCUUGGUAAUGACAGGCCAUGGUGACACCAAGCAUCUGGAAGAAGUCAAGAAGCACAAGAUGCGCAUUUCAGGCUCACUGUGGUGGACCUACGUCUGCAGCGUCCUCUUCCGCAUCAUCUUUGAAGGCACCUUCAUGUACAUCUUCUACAUGGUCUACCCCGGGUACCAGAUGAUCCGCCUGGUCAAGUGUGACGUCUAUCCCUGCCCCAAUACCGUCGACUGCUUUAUCUCCCGGCCCACCGAGAAAACCAUUUUCACCGUCUUCAUGCUGACCACCUCCGGCAUUUGUAUUGUCCUCAACGUGGCUGAAAUGGUCCUCCUCAUAGUGCGAGCCUGCGCCCGGCGCAUCAGCCAAAGCCGCAACCCCUCCUCGGGAAAGGGCUCCUUCCUGGGGCACAAGCUGUCUUCAGAGUACAAGCAGAACGAAAUCAACCAGCUGCUGACAGAGCAGGACAGCUCCCUCAAGGACAUUCUUCGGCGGAACUCAGGGCUGCAGGAGAAGAGCGACCGCUGCUCGGCCUGCUAAAGGCCUCAGACGGCCCUCGGUGGUCAUUUGGCUUCUGGCCUGACCGGAGAGCAGGGGGCUCUUCUGAGGCAGCCGGGAGUCUGGGCUGCUGCGUCGUUGUUCCGCCUCAAGCCCUUCUAGAGGAAAGUUUGCUGGGGCCCCUUCCCCACCCUCAUCUUUCACUUCCCUCCUGUUGGCUUACAGGCUCCCAUGGAGAGUUUCUUUCCCUGGAUUUUGCAGGCACAAGAUUAGCCUACAGAAUGCCCUGGUUGCAGUCAGGCAGAGCCCAGCGGCUGGGGUCCCCCACUCUCCUUCCAAAGGCUGCUGCAGGCCCCAUCCAGCCAGGAACCCCAGCUGCAGCCCAGGGUCCCUUCUUCCUUUUCCCUCAGACCUGGUCUCCUCUCCUGCCCCCCACCCCAAAUCUAUCUGGUAUUUCUUAUUGCUUUGUCCCUCCCAGGGACAAAGACAGGCGAGCAGCAGAUCUGAGAUGUUGGGUUUUAAUUUAUACAUCGCAACUGCAAAGGCAAGUCUCCACCCUUGUGUUUAGUCCUGAGGGUCCUACGGUGCCCCAUUCAGAAAGAUUAUUGUGAGACACACCAGUGAUUCAGAAUUUUUUGCCUCUACUCCCCCCAGCUGCUUCCGGCCCAGCAGACGUUCUUUUCCUCACACUUACCAUCCUGGGUCUGCCCAACCAAAUCUGCAGAAGACCCUCCCCCCAAAGCAGGUUGGUCAGUCUUGACCAGCAGGACUCCUGUACCGUGAACAGCAGAACCCAACUCCGGCUGGGUGUGCAGCUGCUGGUGGGCCAGGAGCUCUUCCCCUGGCCAAGGAAACUGCCCGGCCAGCAAGCGUGAUGCUGUCGUCCCGGCAAGAGGCCUCGCCUCGCUGGCUGCAUUUUACUGUACCAAAGCAAGUCACAGUAUUAAAACAAUUUUACGGG